This is a messenger RNA of Neoarius graeffei (lesser salmon catfish), 1596 nucleotides long. RefSeq names its product retinoid isomerohydrolase RPE65 a (gene rpe65a). The record is from RefSeq and is a predicted model, not a curated record. Lineage: Eukaryota; Metazoa; Chordata; Actinopteri; Siluriformes; Ariidae. The transcript has 14 exons. Gene Ontology annotation, biological process: zeaxanthin biosynthetic process; retinal metabolic process. Gene Ontology annotation, molecular function: retinol isomerase activity; beta-carotene 15,15'-dioxygenase activity; all-trans-retinyl-ester hydrolase, 11-cis retinol forming activity. Bases 1 to 1596 code for a protein of 531 amino acids.
AUGGUCAGCCGCUUUGAACAUCCUGCUGGAGACUAUAAGAAGAUCUUUGAGACUGUGGAGGAGCUCAGUGAACCGCUUCCAGCGACAGUCACUGGUCGAAUCCCGUCAUUUAUAAGAGGAAGUCUGCUCCGUCUGGGUCCAGGCCUGUUUGAAGUUGGAUCUGAGCCCUUCUAUCAUCUGUUCGAUGGCCAAGCCAUGAUGCACAAGUUUGAUUUCAGCAAUGGUCAGGUCACUUAUUUACGCAAAUUCAUUAAAACAGAUGCAUACGUCCGUGCCAUAACAGAGAAUCGUGUUGUAAUCACUGAAUUUGGAACAUGUGCUUAUCCGGACCCCUGCAAGAACAUCUUCUCCAGGUUUUUCUCUUACUUCAAGGGCGUUGAGGUCACAGAUAACUGUCUAGUGAACGUUUAUCCCAUCGGAGAAGACUUCUAUGCCGUCACAGAGACAAACUACAUCACUAAAGUAAACCCGGACACUUUAGCGACUCUAAAAAAGGUGGACAUGUGCAACUAUGUCAAUAUAAACGGAAUAACAGCCCACCCUCACAUCGAGAGAGACGGCACGGUGUACAACAUCGGAAACUGCAUGGGGAAAGGAGCCUCACUGGCUUACAACAUCAUCAAGAUCCCACCCAAGCAGAAAGAUAAGUCAGACCCGAUUGAGAAAUCCAAGGUGGUGGUGCAGUUUCCCAGCGCUGAGAGGUUUAAACCAUCUUACGUGCACAGCUUCGGGAUAACGGACAACUACUUUGUGUUUGUAGAGACGCCCAUCAAAAUCAACCUACUGAAGUUCCUGAGUGCCUGGGCCAUUCGUGGGUCCAACUACAUGGACUGCUUUGAAUCCGACGAGCAGAAAGGAACAUGGAUCCACAUAGCCAAGAAGGAUCCAGGCGAGUACAUCGACUACAAGUUCAGGACUUCAUCCAUUGGACUUUUCCACCACAUCAACUGUUAUGAAGACUCAGGGUUUAUUGUUUUCGACCUGUGCGCCUGGAAAGGAUUUGAGUUUGUGUACGACUACCUGUGGUUGGCAAACCUACGUCAGAACUGGGACGAGAUCAAGAAACAUGCCAUGAUCGCCCCUCAGCCAGAAGUGCGCAGGUUUGUGGUCCCACUGGACCCCUACAGGGAGGAACAGGGGAAGAAUCUGAUCUCCUUGCCAUACACGACAGCCACAGCGACGAUGCGUGCAGAUGGAACCAUCUGGCUGGAGCCUGAGGUGCUUUUCUCCAGCCCUCGCCAAGCCUUUGAGUUUCCUCAGAUCAACUACAAAAUGAACAAUGGGAAGAACUACAUGUACGCCUACGGACUCGGCCUGAACCACUUCAUCCCUGACAGGAUUUGUAAGCUGAACGUAAGGACUAAGGAGACGUGGGUGUGGCAGGAGCCGGACUCGUACCCGUCAGAGCCGCUAUUCGUACAGAACCCUGAUGGCGUCGAUGAGGACGACGGUGUGCUGUUGACCAUCGUGGUGUGUCCCGGAGCACAGAGACCUACAUACUGCCUGAUCCUGAACGCUAAGGACCUGUCGGAGAUCGCCCGGGCCGAGGUGGACAUCAUUUCUCCCGUCACCUUCCACGGCAUGUACAAACCGUAA